Messenger RNA from Rotaria sp. Silwood1, 1926 nucleotides. The record is from the annotation of a GenBank genome assembly. NCBI's taxonomy places the organism in Eukaryota, Metazoa, Rotifera, Eurotatoria, Philodinida, Philodinidae.
AUGACUGAAAAAUCAUCAGCUAAUGGUCUAACAUCCGAACAACAAUCGACAGCAACAAUAACGACGUGUUUGGGUAUUGGACGUGGAAAAGCACAGCCUGAAACGAAUAAUUAUGAACAACCAUCAGUUUCAAAAUGGAAUAGUACCGAUGGUAGUAUAUUGGGAGGCCACAGUUCGAACAGCGUUGGAGGUUUCGGUUCACGAAGCGGUGGCAGUGUUGGUGGCCGAAGCAGCCGCAGUGGUGAUGGAAGAUUUGGAUCGGAUAAUGAUGGUGUAAAAGCAUGUUAUAACUGCAAUAAGAUUGGUCACAUACGCCGAGAUUGUCCUGAGUUACGGAAAGAAAAUCGUGGUGGUCGCGGUGGUUUUCACUUAAGUAAUGAUAGUCGUAAAGUCAAAUUUAUAUUGGCAGCGAAUGAUGGAACUUCAUCAAUGCGUAUCACAAGUCGUAAUUCGAAAAAUCCAAAUGAAAAUAAUCAAGUUAAUAACAUUGAAACAAAACCAACUUCUAGUGGUAGAUUUCGAGGUAAUCGAGACAGUACUGAACGAGGAUUUAAUUCAAGCGAUCAUGAUAAGAUAAAGUUAGGUCAUCGUGGCCGCGGCAAUCACCACAAUGAUCAAUCUCGUGAUUAUCCUAAAAGAAGAAAACCUCAUGCUAGCAUUGUACAUUAUAUUCCACCACCUCCAUCAUCAACAGCAGGCGAUAUAUAUUAUGCAGAACUUACGGAAUACGCCAGUGUUGAAAGCAAUGAUCAAACAAUUAACCCAUGUAUAUCUGCAGACAAAAUAAAACCAAUUAAAUUAUUUCAAGAUGCUCUUCUAAAUACACAAGUUUUAUCAAAUAUUCAUCGUGCUCAUUUUGAAAAACCAACACCUAUUCAACGUUAUACAAUACCUUGUAUACAACAACAAAAUGAUCUAAUGACUUGUACUCAAACCAAAUCUGGUAAAAUAGAAUUAUCUGAAAAACAUCAAUUACCUUCACCACUUUGUCUUAUCCUUUCACCUUCACAUGAACUGGCUUUACAAAUAGAAUUCGAGGCAAAAAUAUUUGCAUAUCAAACCGUUUUGAUAGCUUGUCUGUUAAGUAGUGGUCAUGAUAUGUCUACGACUCUCCAAAAUGGUUGUCAUAUCUUAUCAACAACUAUCGAUUGUCUUAAAGAUAUGGUUGAAAAACAUCAAAUUUUAUUAAGAAAAAUCAAAUAUGUCGUUUUUGUUGAAGCCGAUCGAAUGUUCAAUCAAGAUUUUGAACGUGAUAUUCGUAAAUUAGAAGAACUUGGUCUACCACAAAAAGACAAACGUUUUACAUCAAUAUUUUCUGACACAUUUUCUCAAGAAUUACAAAACCUAGCUGCGCAAUAUCUCCGUGAAAGAUACAUAUUUCUUUCUGUCAAUACUAAUGAAGAUAUAACCCACACAAUCGAAGAAGUACGACAAGCAGAUAAAAAAGAUCGUCUUUUACAAUCAUUGGCACAAAAUCUCAAUUUAAAGCGGUGUUUAAUAUUUGUUGAAACAAUAGAGACAGCUGAUUAUAUCGAAACAGAAUUAACACAUAAAAAUCUAAUGAGUGUUGUAAUACAUGAUGAUCAACAUAGUGAAGCUUUACAAGGAUUUACAAAUGGAAAAUAUCAAAUUCUUAUUGCAACAUCAAUUGCUGCUUGUAAUUUAGAUUUUUCUUCAGUCGAUUGUAUUAUUCACUAUGAUUUACCAGAUUCGAUUGAUUUUUAUAUUGAUCAAUCAAUAUCAUUUUUUGAUCCAGACAGAAUUUCUGAUCGAAAAAUUGCAGCUGGUCUUCUAUCAAAAUUAACUGAAAUGGGUCAAGAAGCACCUGAAUUUCUUAAACAAUAUGCUGCUACUAGUGAUGAUACAACUUUUUCUAAUACAGUUGAAGAAGAUGAUGAAGAUGAAUGGGAAGAUGAAGAAGACUAG